CCCACUGUUUUUCGUCUUCGUUGUCCGUUUUGUUUCUUGUUGCAACAACUGAUGUUGCUUGUAGUUGGUAAUUAGCAUCCCAUGCAAUGGAUUUUUACUUCCAAGCUGCAAAUAUCCUGGAUCGUCUCGACUCCAAGCAGGGCUCCAUCAAAGGUGUCCUCGCCAGCCUGCCAGAGAGCGGCAGGGCACGGACGGCUGCAUUGGUCAUCGAAACCUUAAAGUACAAGGCAGCCCUCACCGACGUGAUCAAUGCGUCCAGGAUAUUGUUGGAAGAGAGGAAAAUUAAAUCCCUGAACCUCAACCUUACCCUCGUGCUUGUGCAUGAUUUACUGCUGUCUCGCGGGAUACAGGCUGGGGAUGGUCCCAUCAAACAAGCCAUAUUGCGGCAUAAGACACGACUCCGGAGCGAGCUACAGCGCAUAAAGAUAAAGCGAGGCGUAAAAUCUGACCAGGAGCUAGCCAACAACGGAGACGAACGAGCAGCAAGAAUACCUCGUUACGCUCGAAUAAAUACGUGCUUAUGGACUACGGAAGAGGCGAUCCGACAUUACCAGGAAGAGGGAUUCAAAUUAGGGGAUCCGUUUUCAUCAGACAAAGCUUUUGCCAGAGACGAGCACAUCCUCGAUCUCCUAGUGUUUCAUCCCCAGUGUCAGUUCCACGACGACAUAUGUUACACAACGGGAAAGGUCAUCUUGCAAGACAAAGCAUCCUGCUUUCCUGCCACUGUCCUAGCUCCUCCUGCUAAGGAUGACACCGUCGUCAUCGAUGCGACUGCAGCUCCGGGGAAUAAGACGUCGCAUCUGAGUGCUCUCAUGGCUAACAAGGGCAAGCUCUACGCAUUCGAAAGGGACCAAAAACGGUAUCGCACACUGAAGGCGAUGCUAAGUAAAGCUGGAUGUAAAAACGUGGAUGCUGUCAACGUUGACUUCCUUACGGUCAAUCCAACAGAUCCAAAGUAUAACAGGGUAACACACAUUCUGUUGGAUCCCUCAUGCAGUGGUUCUGGCAUCGUGAAUCGACUAGAUCAUCUACUCGAAGCAGAGGAUGACGAUACGGAAGGACUCGAGAAUCGACUCAACAAGCUCGCCAGCUUCCAGCUGAUGAUGAUAAAACACGCGAUGAAGUUUCCCGCUGUUCAGAAGAUCGCGUACUCGACAUGCAGCAUCCAUGCUAUAGAGAACGAGCAAGUUGUUAACCAGGCAUUAAAUUCUGAAGAAGCUGUCCAAGCUGGGUUUAAGCUUGCUCCUCGUGCCCAGACUUUGCCAACCUGGCAUCGCCGUGGCAAGCGAGAAGACAUGGAUUGUCAAGAUAAUGCGGAGUCUCUUAUUCGCUGCUCACCAGGUGAAGAUGCCACUAAUGGCUUUUUCGUAUCUUGCUUCGUUAAGACUCAGAUCACGCAAUGUACCGAGGAAGUGAAGACGAUUAAGAGGAAGCCAGGUAAUACAGCACCCGAUUCCAAACAACGCAAGAAGCGUAGGAAAGAUCGGUCAACUGGGAAUUAGCCUGGUCGAAGAGAGUUGGCCAAUUCCGUACUGAGAUGCUCGUCAAUUAGAAUCAAGUUGAUCGAGGAGG
Molecule: messenger RNA, 1572 nt
Organism: Pisolithus orientalis
Lineage: Eukaryota; Fungi; Basidiomycota; Agaricomycetes; Boletales; Pisolithaceae
Product: S-adenosyl-L-methionine-dependent methyltransferase
Exons: 9
Coding region: 87-1502 (471 amino acids)
Biological process (GO): rRNA base methylation
Cellular component (GO): nucleolus
Molecular function (GO): methyltransferase activity
Source: RefSeq, a predicted model, not a curated record